Molecule: messenger RNA, 360 nt
Organism: Suillus bovinus
Lineage: Eukaryota; Fungi; Basidiomycota; Agaricomycetes; Boletales; Suillaceae
Exons: 1
Source: RefSeq, a predicted model, not a curated record
CAGCAAGCCAUUUUGCAUGCUCGCAUAGUCUACAAGGGAUCAGUCUAUGCCUGUGAAUCCACUCAUGUGGGCAACAGCUUGAUCCUCUACUAUCCUGACAGUGUGAUGCACACACAGAUACCAGGAACUAUCAAGUAUAUUUUCAGGACCAAGCAUGGAGUGGGCUUCGCUGUGCGGCAUCACCUCCCAUUACAUUCUUACCCAGACCCUUUUCGCCAUUAUCCUGACUUCCCAGCUCAACUACACUCAUUGGCGCUCACUGAUCAUCUUGAAGUGGUCAUGCCUGAGUGGGUAGUAUCACAUUUCGCACAGUGGAGGUUCUCCCCACAGCAUAUUGUUGCCUUGUCUUUGUGUCGUGUA